This is a messenger RNA of Megalobrama amblycephala (Wuchang bream), 3289 nucleotides long. It is a transcript of the gene slc45a1, whose product is annotated as solute carrier family 45 member 1. Gene Ontology annotation, molecular function: sucrose:proton symporter activity. The transcript is spliced from 9 exons. Bases 266 to 2698 code for a protein of 810 amino acids. NCBI's taxonomy places the organism in Eukaryota, Metazoa, Chordata, Actinopteri, Cypriniformes, Xenocyprididae. Gene Ontology annotation, cellular component: membrane. Gene Ontology annotation, biological process: transmembrane transport. The record is from RefSeq and is a predicted model, not a curated record.
CAGGUGUCAGUUUUCAGUUGAUGCUGAUGCUGCAGAUUUGCGCGGGAGGGGCGAUGCCGUGACGUCACGGGGGGGGGGAGAGCCGAGGAGAGAAGAGAGAACAGGGGAAGACCGGAGGAGCACGAUAAAAGCUGAGAAAUGACUGCGCCAGAAAGGACGAAAAAGGACGAAACGUUAAACAGCAGCGUUAACAUGAUGUGCCGUUCCGUCUGCUGUUUGCAAACCAGUAAUGCAUGAAGAGCAUCCCGGAUAAAGUGUGAUCAGAAUGUUAUCUCCUGGAAUGGGCACCUCGAGCGACCCCCUGUUGUCCAGUCCUGUAGGGGGGAAGUUCGGGACUGCCCAGGAUGGCACUUGGAGACCCACUCUGUCCAAGACGUCCAGUUUCCCAUCGUCCACCACACGGCACCUCAGUCACAGAGCCAACAACUUCCAGAGGCACCCGAAGAGACGGAAACUGAUCAGACCGUCUCCGCCACCGCCGCCAAACACUCCGUGCCCCCUGGAACAGCUGGACCUGAGCGAGCUGCCUCCGAGACGCACUUUCCCCGAGCUUCUCUUCAACGGAUGCAUUUUGUUUGGUAUCGAGUUCAGCUACGCGAUGGAGACGGCGUACGUUACUCCUGUGUUACUUCAGAUGGGGCUGCCCGACCAGUUCUACAGUCUUGUGUGGUUCAUCAGUCCAAUUUUAGGAUUCCUACUGCAACCAAUUCUUGGGGCAUGGAGUGACCGAUGUACGUCUCGCUUUGGCCGCAGGAGACCUUUUAUUUUUGCCCUGGCGAUAGGGGCUCUGAUGGGGCUAACACUGGUGCUGAAUGGAAGGGACAUUGGAUCAGCUCUGGCAGACACAACCCUCGAUCACAAGUGGGGCAUCGUGCUGACGGUGUGCGGCGUGGUUCUGAUGGACUUCAGUGCGGACUCAGCUGACAACCCCAGUCAUGCGUACAUGAUGGACGUGUGUAGCCCAGAGGACCAAGACCGAGGUCUAAAUAUACAUGCUCUUCUGGCAGGCCUUGGAGGUGGGUUUGGUUACAUUGUGGGUGGCAUUAACUGGGACAAAACUGAGUUCGGAAGGUCAAUGGGUGGCCAGCUCCGGGUCAUAUACCUGUUCACCAGUAUCACCCUCGCCGCCACCACGGCCAUGACCCUCACGAGUAUUCCUGAGCGACCUCUACCCCAGUCCCAGCCUCAAACGAGAAGCGGCCAGAACCUCAAGAGCCCCAAUUUCCCUCUGCCGCCCUCCCCACCGCCGCCUCCUGGAGCUGCUGCAGACCAGGACGAUGAGGACGAGGAGGAAGCCCUAUAUAACAGCCAGUUCUCCAACUGCCGCUACCAGGAUCCACUGGGUCGCUCGAGCAGCGCCAACGCACGUCUCUACGCAGGCCUCACCAGCCCCAUCUCCCCUAUCAGUCCUUUGACACCCAAAUACGGCAGCUUCAUCAGUCGGGAUAACUCGCUCACAGGCAUUAAUGAGUUUGCUUCCUCUUUAGGCACCUCCUACAUAGACAGAGUAUUGAUUGAAUGCUACACCGGACAGCAGACUCCUCAGCCAUUAGAACCGGAGGCGGUGGCUCCGCCUCUGCCACCAGGAGACACGCCCCCUCCUCAAGGGCAAAGUGAAACGCCUGGUGAAAAUGAAGUUGCACAGCAAAACAAACUCUCACAGCCUAACGGAGAGUUGCUGGCGACUGAAGCGUUGCAAGCUAAUGAGCAAAAACAAGCCAUUGAACCUGCCGACCAGCCUAAUGAGGCCGUGGCGGGGUCACAGCGAGGCAGUACCUCAGGGAUACUGAAGCGCCCCCAGAGUCUGGCCUUAAUGGAGGACCCGAUAAUUACUCCAAGUGGUGGCUUGGACAACGGUCGUAGACGCACUGUCACUUUCAGUCAACAGGUGGCAAAUAUAUUGCUGAAUGGAAUGCGCUAUGACAGUGACCUCGGUGGCAGCCAUGAAGGAGCAGACUCUCAGAUGUCAAUCAAGCUGCUCUGUACUGCCAUCUGCAGGAUGCCUCCAUGUUUACGAAGCCUGUGCACCAACCAUUUCCUGGGUUGGUUAUCGUUUGAGGGGAUGCUGCUCUUCUACACCGACUUCAUGGGGGAGGUUGUGUUUGGUGGAGACCCAAAGGCUCACCACGAUUCAGAGGAGUACAAACGCUACAAUUCGGGCGUCACCAUGGGCUGCUGGGGGAUGUGCAUCUAUGCAUUUAGUGCUGCUUUUUAUUCAGCCAUUCUUGAGAAGCUGGAGGAGCGCUUCUCAUUGCGUUCACUGUAUUUUUUUGCCUAUCUGGCCUUUGGUUUGGGCACAGGGCUGGCCACUCUCUCCACCAACCUGUAUGUGCUGCUGUCUCUCUGCGUCACCUACGGAGUUCUCUUCUCCUCUCUCUGUACGCUGCCUUACUCUCUGCUCUGUGAAUACUACCAGAGCCCACAGUUCUGCGGCUCAUCAGAGAACGGGACCAGGCGAGGGAUGGGGGUGGACAUCUCCCUGCUCAGCUGUCAGUACUUCCUGGCACAAAUCCUGGUUUCCGUGGCGAUGGGCCCACUGACAACGCUGGUGGGUGGGGCCCAGGGCGUGAUGUACUUUUCAAGUCUGAUGUCAUUUGUGGGGUGCCUGUACUCCUCACUGUGUGUGGUGUACCAUCUGCCAGCACCCGAGGGUGAGCCUCCCCAGAGUGAGACCCAGCCACUACUGGUGCACAUUUAGAUCUGUUCUCUCACACCGAACACACACACACCGGGUCCAAAAUUAACACUCCAUCAGCACCACACGAGUUACCAGACAGUUGUUUGGUAGCUGUCUUGAUUUGCAACAUAACAUAAACCAUGAUGUAAGAACGAUAGUCUAAAGCUCUUUGAUAUCCAAGAAUCAAAGCAGAGAAAUUCCAACAGUCCUCUAAAUAAAAGAUCAGUGACUGUUGUGUAUCUUCAAACACCUUUUACCCUAGUGGAAAACUUGCUGUCAGAUGUUUAUAGGAAGCCAAAUGUUUUCACUUCAGUACACUAUAGACAACACUACAGAGAAAUUUCACCAAAACUAAAUUUUGAGGAACAGAACCACGUUUUUGUAACCAUUUUCAUAUAUGACGCAAAUAUGUAAGGGAUAAAGGGAUGUUUUUCUUCAAAAGUACAAAAAUAUACAUACAUUAGGGUCCUUAAGUCUGAGACCACAUUGAAAUUUCUAUUUUUUUCCCCCAUAAAAAUAAAGUUUUAAGAUUUAGGACACAUACAUACAGUAUAUACAGUAAAUAUAACUUUGUUUAUUUUUACAUGAAAAACUGUUUGUUUUUCCCAAUGU